This is a messenger RNA of Triplophysa rosa, 1149 nucleotides long. RefSeq names its product peroxiredoxin like 2B (gene prxl2b). NCBI's taxonomy places the organism in Eukaryota, Metazoa, Chordata, Actinopteri, Cypriniformes, Nemacheilidae. Bases 73 to 693 code for a protein of 206 amino acids. The transcript has 7 exons. The record is from RefSeq and is a predicted model, not a curated record.
CCAAGUCUGACGCAAGUGGGCGUGUCGUGUGUAUAUAACGGCAUCGUUUGUGUAAAAGAGAAAUACAGAAACAUGUCGUCCGUCGAUUUGACCAAGCUAGGAGCCAAUCAGCUAAAAAACACCACGUCUGGAGAGAUGGUGGAGGUGGGCUCUCUUUGGCGGGAACAGACGGUGGUCCUCUUCUUCCUCCGGAGGUUUGGAUGUCAGGUGUGUCGGUGGUUGGCCGCUGAGGUCAGUAAACUAGAGAAGGACCUGAAAGCGAACGGUGUUGCUCUGGUUGGUGUUGGACCUGAAGUCUUAGGAGUGAAGGAGUUUAAGGAUGGAGGAUUUUUAAAGGGUGAAAUUUACAUCGAUGAGAAGAAACAAUGCUACAAAGAUUUAGGCUUUAAAAGGUACAAUGCCAUAAAUAUAGUUCCCGCUGCAAUGGGAAAGAAAGUACGAGAAAUUGCCUCAAAGGCCAGUGCUGAAGGAAUUCAAGGAAACUUUAGCGGGGAUCUUUUGCAGAGCGGUGGCAUGCUCAUAGUCGCUAAAGGUGGAGAGAAGGUUCUGAUGCAUUUUGUCCAGAAUACGCCAGGAGACAAUGCAUCGCUUGAAGACAUCGCCAAAGCUCUCGGGAUUUCAGUCAGUGUUCAGGCUGGUGAGAGACCACAGUGUAAUGAAGAUGUUUGCACGGGUGAUGACAGAAGAACUUAACAUUAUGAUGGAUGAAGAUCAAGAUCUGCUGAUGAAGAUGAAUGCAUUCUUUUAAAUCUAAUACUUAUCGACUGUAAAUUUGCAUUUUGAAAAUGUAACUAUUUAAGAUUUUGAUGUAUUGAUUAUUUUUGAAUGUAUUGAUUAUGAACCUCAUGAAUUAGUGUUUGUUAGUAAUUAAGCUCUGGCGCUUGCUGUGUUAUGAGAGCUUGUGUGAUUUAACACUGAUCUGCCUUGAUCUUCAAACUCCUGACAAAUGUACUGAAACUGCUUUAAGAUGUUAUUAAUCACUGAAACAGGUUUACAUGCGUGUAUUUUGUCAUAAACUGUGUAUGUGCCGGAGUUUAGAUGCUCUGUUUUAAUUCCAUUUUUUUCAUUAUGAUUUUCUGAUCAUUUCCAAACUGAAGAUGUGACAUUUUGACGUAUGCAUGAUUUAAAAAAAUAUAUAUUAAUAUUAUC